UACACGAGAGUUACUCCCCGUACAAUAAUGGCCGCCCCCAUGAAUGUAAACACAGACGAUGAACAGAACACAGAAAAUGAAGACAAUAACUUGUGUGAUUUUCUAUUUACAUUAUCAGAUUUGGCGGAGGAAACCAUGACACAGCUUCCAGUCGUGAUACGGAGAGAUGAAUGCAAAGCGUGCACGUGGACGACCAAUAAAAGUUUGUUGGUGUCCAUAUCUACCACCAAAACCCAUUGAUAUUAAAACAAACUUAUACAUUCUUCAACAUCCUUAUGAGUUAUCAAGAUGUCUACGAACAGCUCCGAUGUUAGUGAGAAGUUUACCACCUGAGAAAUGUCAUGUUAUACAGGGAAAGAAAUUUCCACGCUCAAGGCAUCCAGAUCUUUUGGAAAUUAUGGAAUCUCCUAAAACCAUUAUGUUAAGUCCGGGUCCUGAUGCAAUUGAUAUAGAAACAUUGCCAUUAACAGACAUUACGGAAUAUAAUCUUAUACUCAUAGAUGGUACAUGGGCUCAAGCUAAGGGUAUUUAUUAUCAAAAUCCAAUGUUAAAAAUACCACAGAAGGUCCAGAUAAAUUAUAGCAGUAAAAGUAAAUAUAUUAUCCGAACUCAACCCAAUGACAGUUCGUUAUCUACCCUUGAGUCAGCAGCAGUAGCUUUAUCUAUUUUAGAAAAUAAACCAGAUAUUAUAGAUAUUUUAACUAAACCACUAGUUGCAUUGUGUAAUUUUCAGCUCCAAUAUGGAGCCACGUCACAUCAAAGUAAGGAAUAUAGAAUGAAAAAUGGAUUAUGGACAAAAAAACUACCCAAAUCAUGGCUCAAAAAACAAGAAAAAGCAGAAAACUUAAAGACUAAUGAUGCUGUUUGAUGUUUGUGUUAUUUAGGUUUUAGAAAAUAAAUAACGUGCUGUUCAUGAACUUAAAGUAACUAUCUUAAAGCCCCAAAUGACAGGUUAAGACCAUGCACAAUAAAGAGUACUUUUAUUAAAAAAAAUUGUAGAUAUUCUUACCUAUAAGAUCUGAUUAAUUUUUACUCCUUUAAGAAUAAGAUUUUGUUUUCGAAAGAAAUUAUUCAACCCCAUAUAGGUGAUGGGUGGGUUAACUUAAAUGGCCAAUAUUUUGACAUUUUUCGCCUAAUUGAAUUGACGUGAUGGAUUUCAAUCAGAUUUGGUUGAUCAUCACCUCGAUUUUCAAUCGUUCUAUCGGCAUUCUCUAUGAGUGUCUGCCAUAUUAUUGUUUCACCCUUGUGCUGACACAUCACACAAAAAACCUUGUCGGCAACAAGGGGUAAUCCAAGACCCCAGACAUAAAUAGGUUUUUGUAUGCAUAAUUUUAUUCAAAUACGAUAAAACUAGAGCUUCAUAUGAAGACUGGAGAAUAAUCAAUCAACGUAAAAAAAUUAUUGAGGUAUUAACAGUGAAUUAUAAGGUAUUUUUGAAACCAUCAAAAUCUACAAAUAGCAUAAUUGUCAUUUUCAUGUAGAAUCUUUUGACGGGGUUGGUAGAGUACCUAGAUUUGCUUUCAGAUCUAGAUUACUAGAAUGACUAACACAAUAUUAUCAGUAAGGAAGAUCCCAAAUACAAAGCUUGCACUGAGCACAGAACAGAUUAGGCACUUGUAACCAGCAUAAUGAUUAAAAUAGAGGGGCGGGGGGUCCACAAGACGCUUUGUUUCCAAUAAUGUAAUACUUUUAGUUUCUUAUCAAAUGGUGAAUGUUGCCACUGCCUCACUUUUGUUCUAUUUGCAGCAUUAUAUAUAUACCUAACAUUAAGUAUCUGUCAAUGUAUAAAAUUCUCGCUAGACAAUUAUGAACCAGUUCCCCACAAACAUUAAGGAUAUGGUCGUGGGGUCCCGAAAUACCAGAUAUAACGGACAUUGUCUAAUCCAUUUAAUUUUUAAGCCCACCAAUAUUCUUUAUAGUUGAUUAUAGGCUUGUCAUGUGAAUAAUUGUCAAAAUCAUAAUUUAUAUAACAUUUGAAGCCAGAAAAAAACCCCAACAAAAGGCAGAUUUUUACUGGACCUUAUGAUCACCAUAUGUCAUGUAGUCUGUCAUGAGAAGUAAAACCAAUUAGCACCAGGGGUUAUUAUUAGGUUAUUGAAAAUAUAAUAUGCUUUUUAUUGAUAUCUGUUAAUGUAUUUAAUGUAAAUAAACGUAUAUAU
Messenger RNA from Patella vulgata (common limpet), 2159 nucleotides. RefSeq names its product tRNA-uridine aminocarboxypropyltransferase 2. Lineage: Eukaryota; Metazoa; Mollusca; Gastropoda; Patellidae. The coding region runs from base 167 to 868 and encodes 233 amino acids. The transcript has 6 exons. The record is from RefSeq and is a predicted model, not a curated record.